GGAAAGGGAGCAUCUCCUAAUCAACUCAGCUCGGGAACGGGAUACGGACUUCGCCGAAUGGAUCAAUAAGUUCUCGAGAUCACUGUCAUACACUUAUUCAGAGCCAAAGCGGCGUCUCGGACUUAGCAGCCAAUGGAGAACAAGCAAACCUAAGCCGACCUGGAUAGAACUUUCGAUUCUGCUUCCUUAAAAGAACGAUGGAAAAUGCCGCCAAUGAAGAAAAAUAUGGACAACAGCAAAUUGCAGAUUUCAUACUCAACAAAACCCGUCAACAUUUCAGCUAUGAUCAGCCAUCGAAUUCUUCGUCCGAUUUCUAUUUCUUCACGGUGUCUAUGUAUUUGUAUGUGCAGCCAAUUUUAUGCGUGUUUGGAUUUUUAGGAAAUUUUAUAUCGGUGUUUGUGUUCUGUUCCAAACCCUUGCGGAAUGCCUCCUCUAACGUUUACCUGACAGCAUUAUCUUGUACCAGUUUUGUGUUUUGUCUCUCGAAUUUCCUUGUCUGGUUGGAAACAGUGCAAGUUCAGAUAAUACACCAAGAGGUUAUAUGCCAAAGCAUUGUUUACAUCACGUACGUGUGCAGUUUUUUAACUGUCUGGUAUGUCGUCUGCAUCACUUUUGAAAACUUCAUUGUAACUGUUAAUCUACGUCUAGCUGUUAUCGUCUGCACGGUCCAUAAGGCACGCAUUAUAGUGACGUCACUUGCAGUAACGGCAAUUGUAUUGUAUACUUUUGCAUUGUGGACAACGAAGGUUAAACGGAGAGGUGGGGAAAUCUACUGCGACAUCGAAAAAGAGUAUCAGAAAACUCUUCACGCAUUCACUUAUGUGGACAUCUUUUUAACAAUGGCAGUUCCGUUCAUAGUAAUGUUUUUCUUUCUUGGUGCCGUAUACGUUAAACAUAUUAUCGUACGGGUGUCCUGUAGCAGAAACUGCGCAUUUCCAAAUGCAAAGCGACCUGCAAAAAGAAGAGGGGGUAGAACCGAUUCUCUGACCAAAAUCACCAGGGUACUACUAGCCAUUGGAUCUUCUUAUUUUAUCCUAUCUGUUCCGUCUUGUGUGAAUAAAAUUCGAACAAUUAUUUUGUAUUUGAGAGACCAACAGGAGGCAGCAACAAGGGACUACUGGGCCGUAUUGCAGUUCUGCCAAAUGAUUUACUACCUGUCCUUUUGCUUGAACUUUUUAUUUUAUUUGAAGUGGAGUGUGAAUUAUAGAAAGGCGCUUAAAGACUUGUUCCAGUUUCUCAUUUACAAUCGCGAUUCUGACAGUAAAACUAUUGAAGUGCCAUUAUUAAACAUUUUCUCCCGUAAACCAGCCUCCCAAGAGUAUGAGCAGGUAGCAACUGACGUAUAAAACUAAUCAGGUGUUUACCUAUGUAUUAAACAAGUCGAGUCGGUACUUCUGUAUUCAACAAGUUAAGUUGUGCUCAAUGCAUAGGAACAAUUGUAUGGUUGCCAACAUAUUACGGAUCAGGUUUUUCUUUUACUGUUUACAUGUACACCAAUCAGGUUGUAAAGCCUUGUGUAUACCACCAAAUAUAAGUGGUUACUUAAUAAAAAAAAGUUUGGGUAUAAAGGUAGCGAACAUUGCAGAAAAAAUACCAAUCUUCGUUAGCGGUUUUCUGCCAAUUAUUCUGCAUUGUUCUCUAUAUUCAUAACCCGUAUGAAACACAAAAAGAAUAUUUCAUCGUUAAGUUUUAUAUCUAUCUCUGAUUUUUUCGUCUAUAACCUAUGGCAAGAGACCCAGGGGGCAACAUCGCUCACUAGGAUAACAUUUGUCAUAACUCUAAUCAGCUAGCAGCAGGGUCUGAAACCAAGGACAGACUAUCCAGUCUAAUACAAAGAAUGGAAUAACAAUUUACAGUGUUAAUCUAUUUAUUUCAGCUGAUUACAAUCCAUUAACAAUUUGUUAACAAUGUUUUAUCAGCUUAUUCAUACUAGUUUAAUUUAAUUAUCUUCCUUGUGCACCUUACAGAAAGAAAUAUUCAACCUGAGAAAAUACAACUUGCAGCAUAUUUAAUGUUUCUUUUUAUUGCCUGAAUAUAGAGAAUAACGACUGGUUCGUUGUCAUUUAUUACAUGACAGGAUGCUUUGUGCCAAUUUUAGUGUUUCUGGAGAAGAAUACUAUAGUAUUUUAAACUGGACCCCUUUUUCACUUUUCGAAUUACCUCCCCUUUAAAGGGAACCUGGGCUGCGUUUUACAGAAGAACUUACGACUUACGACCAAAUUAUUGAAUCCUGAUUAAUUACUAACUAAUUACUGUUCUAUUCUAAUGGCUGUAAAAUAAGAUUAUGGAAAUCAAAUGUUGUAAAUAAACGGUUUUAUAUGAAUUUUGUUUCUUAAAGA
Molecule: messenger RNA, 2339 nt
Organism: Magallana angulata
Lineage: Eukaryota; Metazoa; Mollusca; Bivalvia; Ostreida; Ostreidae
Product: mu-type opioid receptor-like
Exons: 2
Coding region: 198-1346 (382 amino acids)
Biological process (GO): G protein-coupled receptor signaling pathway
Cellular component (GO): plasma membrane
Molecular function (GO): G protein-coupled receptor activity
Source: RefSeq, a predicted model, not a curated record